This is a messenger RNA of Durio zibethinus, 2193 nucleotides long. Its product is annotated as cysteine proteinase COT44-like. Gene Ontology annotation, biological process: proteolysis. Gene Ontology annotation, molecular function: cysteine-type peptidase activity. The record is from RefSeq and is a predicted model, not a curated record. Lineage: Eukaryota; Viridiplantae; Streptophyta; Magnoliopsida; Malvales; Malvaceae.
UUGAAUCAUUUCUUCAUUACUACUUACUUAGAAAAGAAGAAAAGAAAUUUCAUUUGGAUUCUUCUGAUCGUAUAGUCUUUACAAUUGAAAAAGAAAAAAAGAGGAGAGUGCUUUUUUCCUUUUCUUUUCUAGGAUUCUCAUGUCAUCUUUUUUGUAACUUCAUUUUUUUUUUUGUUGGGAAUUUGAUUAGCGGGUAAAGAGAAACCCUUCCCCCCUAGGAAACUGCAUGGAAAUCUUAUGUAGCAACACCUCAUUCGCUUUACCAAAGGCUUUGGCAGGCUGCUACCGCCCUGGCGCCCUGCUUUAUCCAAGUUCCAAUGGACUCGGCUGGCCUUCGGUACUUCUAUUUUCUAGUGACAACCAACGACCACAAGGUCAAAAGCCUGUCUUCUGCCUUCUAUUUCUAUGAGUUUGGUCUGGCGCUGGCCCCUAAUAACCUUUUCUUUUUUCCUUUUAACUUUUCCAUUGUCAAUGAUUUUCCACGCUUGAAUAUUAAACAAUUUCCAUUGUCUUUAUAAACUCUGAAGCCCUCUCUCCUUCUUCUUCAUCAAAUCACUCUCCUCAACCUUUCUCUUGAAGAAACAUGACGACCCGUUUCAAAUCUCCCAUGGAAAUAACCAUUUCCACCCUUGUUUUCCUCUUCUUCUUCUUCUUCUUCACCCUAUCUUCUGCUGGAGACAUGUCCAUCACAACCUUAAACCAAAACCAUCCCUCAUCAACAUCAUCAAGCUGGAGAAGCCAUGAUGAGGUGAUGAGCUUGUACAAAUCUUGGGUCCUGAAACAUGGCAAAGCAUACAACGGUGUCGGAGAGGAAGAGAAAAGAUUCGAGAUCUUUAAGGAUAACUUGAAAUUCAUUGAUGAACAUAACUCUAAGAACAUGACGUACAAGCUUGGGUUGAACAAGUUUGCAGAUUUAACUAACCAAGAGUACCGUGACAAGUUUUUGGGCAUGAGGAGUGAGCCUAGGCGUCGAGUCAUGAAGUCCAAGAACCCCAGCCAACGUUACGCUUCCCGUGCCGGUGACAGCUUGCCGGAGUCAGUAGACUGGAGAGAUCAUGGAGCUGUUAAUCCGGUCAAGGAUCAAGGCUAUUGUGGAAGUUGCUGGGCAUUCUCAACCAUUGCAGCAGUGGAAGGCAUAAACAAAAUUGUCACCGGCGAACUAAUCUCUCUAUCAGAACAAGAACUGGUAGAUUGUGACCGAUCCUACGACGCAGGUUGCAAUGGUGGCCUGAUGGACUAUGCCUUCCAAUUCAUUAUGGACAACGGUGGCAUUGACACUGAAGAAGACUAUCCUUACCUUGGGGUUGAUGACCAAUGUGAUCCAACUAGGAAGAAUGCUAAGGUUGUUAGCAUUGAUGGGUACGAGGAUGUUAUUCCCUAUGAUGAGAGCGCUUUAAAGAAAGCUGUGGCACAUCAGCCUGUGAGUGUUGCCAUUGAAGCUGGUGGCAGAGCUUUCCAAUUUUAUGAAUCUGGAGUUUUCACUGGUGAAUGUGGAUCAGCAUUAGACCAUGGCGUGGUUGCUGUCGGAUAUGGCACGGAUGAUAAUGGUGAGGAAUACUGGAUUGUGAGAAAUUCAUGGGGCAGCAGCUGGGGUGAAGAUGGAUACAUAAGGAUGGAGCGUAAUGUUGAUGCCUAUACUGGCAAGUGUGGCGUUGCGAUGGAGGCUUCCUAUCCUAUUAAGAAUGGGGCAAACGCCAUCAAACCUUACUGGAGUAAUGAAACCACUGAGAAGAUCAGCAGUGCUUGAAAUCUUUGCUGCAACCUGCAGUUCUAAUUGGAAGUUAAAAUGUCUCAGCUGCUUGUUUUGGGCCAUCGGAGAGGAACACAAGGACUGAAUGAUGCAAAUAAUGGUGCUUGCUGUGAAAAUUCCCUCUCUAUGUCUUGUCGGUCUAAGUUAUCCAUAGGAGUGGAGGCCGUUUAUGUUGUUUGGAUUGUCAUUGUUAUACAUAUAUAUUUUCAUUUAUCAAAACAACUGGAAAAACUGGUAUUGUUGUGAUUACUGCAAUUUUAAUUCAAAAGUCUUUAUCUUUCUUUGCCAAGCACUUCUCUCUAGCAAUUAGAUCAACUACAUAUGCUGAUAUUGUUUAUAGCUUAUGUUGCUUCUUACCCAUUUCUCUCUUCUUCAUUUUUCCUUCAUACCAAACAUGAUUGAUUAAUAUACAUAGAAAGCAAUUAUUCGAAUUGCUUGAGGUG